UUGGUGUCCGCAAGUGGGUUGGUUUCACAGAUGGGCCUGGUGCUAUUCACCAUGUAGCCAAGAGCAGGAGCCCCUUCCAAGGUGGGUAAGUGAGAAAAGUGAGAGAGAGAGCCUGGGUGGGUUGAGCGCCCGAUUGUGAUGAAGCAUGGAAGAUCUGAACCGUCCUACCUGUUCAGCCCCAAAUAGUAUUCAGUGGGUCUCAAACAGAAUUUGAUGUGAUAUGUGGGGAAUUUUUCACUACCUGCCGCUCAUGCCAAUCCCAUCCUUCGCCAUCUCCACAACGCCAAGUCACCAAAAGCGUAUGUUGCACCAAUCUUCUGGUGCUUGGUAUUAUUGGGUGCGUAGAAUCGGGAAAACAGGAAUUGAACUUUGUUUUCAAAUUAAAAAGUGAGCAGGAAAUAUGCCGCGGAGGCAAACGUUGAAGGGGAACAUCACAUUGACUUGAGCAUAUUGGACCAUAGAUGGCAGACAAGAAAGGGACUGGUGCAACGAUCAGAGAGAUCGAGGUGAAGAGGGCAGUGGCAAAUGGGGUUGCAAGCAAGGAGGCUGAGGUAAAAAAAGUGGUGCCUAAUGGACCCACCAGUAAGCAGGCCUUCCGGAAGGUAGAGGAGGAGCAAAGAGCGAGGCUGGCCAAGCAGAGGAAGGCAGAGGAGGAGUGGUUGCUGAAACUCAUCCAAAAGGAGGACAAUCGAAGAAAACGUAUCCAGAAAGCCUUGACGAAGGAAGAGGAGGAAGAUCAGAAGACGGCUCAGCGCGCAUGCGCUACCAGCAGGAGUGCAGAUGACUCACGGCGCAAUCUCUUCAAAAACUUGGAAGAAGACCAGCGCGACAUGCAUGCUGGACAGAUUAGUACACAAACGAAGCCUGUCAAGGCGGUGCAAAUAACAGGUAGCACGCUGGACAGAAUCACUGAAGAAACUGAGAGCGCAAGCUCAAGAAGACAAGAUUGAGGAUGUCAGAACCGGAAGUCGACAGAAUGCUAAUCGUUGGGUUGGCAACUCAAGAUGUGCUCUCGUAACUCAGAGACUCCUGAAACGGAUUGAGAUCCAAAUGGAGCAUCAUCCACCUUCAAUACUUCAUAUCAUUAUCAGUAACCAACGUUGUUGCAGCCCUUCAAAGACUUUACCACUCGGGAUCUUCUCAGCUUUUGAUGGCUGUUAUCUGAACUAAUCAGUCACCUUGCCAUUGAUGGUGUGUGAAUUGGAAACAUGGUCAAGCUCAUGUUCCAUUGUUUGAGAUCGACCGUUGCACAAUUUUACUUAUUUUGGGUACCACAGUGCUCGAUGAGAGCUUCGACUUCCAAGGGACGGGAGUUACUGUCAUGCACUUCCGUUGAAGUGGAUAAAUGGGACUUCAAAAUGGGGUUCAAAAUUGGGUUGAUGGCUUGUAGUGUUUACAUAAAAGAUUGAUAAAAUGCAUGUUUAUGAAGACUUUUAAAGAAUGAUUUGGAAACAUUGGUAAAAAAAUUUGGGUUGCCACAUGUAGUGUUGACCAGUAAUAAUAAUGUGACUUGAUAUUUUUCAGUGUUGAAUUUUUUGAAGUGGCAUUAUUUUUUUCAUUUCUGAUUGAUAUUGCUAUGUUUUGUUGGACUAUGCUAUUUAAUUUUUUAAAAAUAGAAAAAAUAUUCAAUCCUUUGGAAACCUUAUUCUUUUUGGAUAUAAUGUAAAGUGAGAAGAGGUUAUGAAAUAGACAAAAUCAUCCUUUUUUUUA
Messenger RNA from Physcomitrium patens, 1710 nucleotides. RefSeq lists its product as uncharacterized. The record is from RefSeq and is a predicted model, not a curated record. NCBI's taxonomy places the organism in Eukaryota, Viridiplantae, Streptophyta, Bryopsida, Funariales, Funariaceae.